Aphidius gifuensis is the source of this 793-nucleotide messenger RNA. Its product is annotated as probable RNA methyltransferase CG11342. Lineage: Eukaryota; Metazoa; Arthropoda; Insecta; Hymenoptera; Braconidae. Gene Ontology annotation, cellular component: cytoplasm. The record is from RefSeq and is a predicted model, not a curated record. The transcript has 3 exons. Gene Ontology annotation, biological process: miRNA metabolic process; negative regulation of pre-miRNA processing. Gene Ontology annotation, molecular function: RNA methyltransferase activity; O-methyltransferase activity. The coding region runs from base 5 to 793 and encodes 262 amino acids.
UUAAAUGGCGGAUAAACAUUUAAAUAAUGUCAAGUCAGAGUCAUUGAAUUUUAAAGGUGGUGAACCAGGUGCAAGUCGUCAUGGUAAUUUUAUAAAUUAUUACAACUUUCAUUCGGCUGAUGAGCGUAUCCAACAGCUUCCUCAAGGAGUGUGGCAAACAAAUAAAUUUGACAGGAAAUACAUUGCCCUCGAUGUUGGCUGUAAUGCCGGAAAUUUGACAGUUGGUUUGUGGAAUUAUCUUGCAAAUCAACUUCCGGAUGUUGAUGUCAAUAUGUUGGGUGUUGAUUUGGAUGGAGUAUUGAUUGAACGAGCUCGUGAUAGCAAUGAAAAUUUAUCAAUAAGUUAUAAAUGCCUGGAUGUUGUCAGUGAUGAAUGUGACAAGGUAUUGAAUGACUACUUGAAAACAUUUGAGAGAAAUAAAUUUGAUGUUAUAUUUUGUUUUUCAAUAACCAUGUGGAUACACUUGAAUAAUGGUGAUGAGGGUCUUGUUGAAUUUAUCAAAAAAAUAUGUAGUCUAACUGAUAUGGUGGUUAUUGAACCACAACCAUGGAAGUGCUACAGAAAUGCAUCAAGAAGACUGAGAAAAUCUGGCAAUCAUGAUGAUUUUCCACUUUUUAAAUUAUUAAAAAUUCAAGGAGAUAUGAACAAGUGGAUUGAAGAUAUUAUUUGUGGUGAAGAUUGUGGCUUCAAGAGGCUACUUGCCACUAAUCAUAACACAUGGGGAAGAAAAGUUUUAAUAUUUCAAAAAAAUCAUAAUAAUAACAGUAUUAUACUAUUAUCAAUAAAUAAAUAA